This is a messenger RNA of Cryptomeria japonica (Japanese cedar), 1585 nucleotides long. RefSeq lists its product as uncharacterized. The transcript has a single exon. The record is from RefSeq and is a predicted model, not a curated record. Lineage: Eukaryota; Viridiplantae; Streptophyta; Pinopsida; Cupressales; Cupressaceae. The coding region runs from base 172 to 1329 and encodes 385 amino acids.
AUUUGCAAUUUUCUACACUUGCGGAGGAGCGAGCGAGAGAGAGAGAGAGAGAAAAAAGAUUUCUACUGUGCAACACGAAAAGUACAAAUCUUUCGGAGAAGCGAAUAACAUCUGGCGAGAAUAAAAAAGAUUUAUUGUGUUUACGUAUUUGUGUUGCAGAAGAUUUAGAACAUGAAUCACGGAGAAAACAAGAGCAUGAUGAAUUAUAAUAACCUAGGCCCUCCGCCGGGGAAAUUUAAGAUGGGCUGGAAGAACAAUGGAGGAAAUUUUUUAGCUCCCAGGCCACCACGCGAGGACAAUAUUAAUAUGGCUGGGGGCCACAUGAAUCUAAUCCCUUCGUCUUCCUCUGCUGCUGCGCAGGGUUUCAAGGGGAGAGGGACUUAUUUGGCGCCCAGGGCGAAAUGGAAGGUGAGGAACAAGGCGGAGAAACGGAAGCGCAAGGUAGUUGAUGCCCCUGCUGUUGGAGCAAUCGGGACGUCGCAGGGUCGAGCCUACGAGCCGCCAAGGUUGCAUGAGCUGCAGGCGCAGAAUCGUCUCAAGGCCAGGAAAUAUUACCCUAAGAAGAAAUUUAACAGAUUUGCCCCUUUUGCGCCUCGCAACACCACUUCUUUUAUAAUACAGGCGAAGCGCAACGGAGGUAUUGCGGAGCUGGUUUCGCCGUGCCCCGUUACGCCUGCUAUAUUGCCUACACCGAUUAUUUCUCCGGCUCGUGAGGGUUUGGCUGAUAUGGCGAAACAGGAGUGGGGGCUUUACGGAUACGGUUCUAUGAAGGGUUUCAUACGGCUGAAGGAUGGGGAUAAUGAUAAUGGCUUUGAAGGGGAAACGAGGGACUAUGACGAGUCGUCUAGCGGCAGUGACGUGGAGGAACACGUGGAGAUGGAGCGGCGCUUGGACCACGAUUUGAGCCGAUUUGUGAUGACAUACCCUUCCACGUCGUCGCCUCCUGCCAGCGGGGGUUUUGAUGGGCCUAGGGGUUUGGAGAACAGGGUUGAUGAUCAGGAUAAUCACAUUGCGAGGCUGGAGGAGGAAAAUCUGACGCUCAAGGAACGUUUGUUUUUGAUGGAGCAGGAAAUGGAGGAUUUGCGCCGUCGUAUGAUGAAUUUGGAAAGUGGAAAUCCCAAUGUUAAUAAUUGCGCGGUAAUUGACAACAAUAAUAGUAAUGUAAUUGAUAAUGUUGCUACGGAUGAUGAUGCUGCAGAGGUUUGCUCUGAGAAGAGCGUCGGUGAUGGUGAAGGAGAAAAAGAUCUCGACGGGAAGGCGGGUGACGCAGGCGGAGCUUUGGAAGCCGAGGGGAGCCGCGAAGUUGCUGGAAAUGCUUCUUGUGAUUAAGAUUUGAAACAGGGGUUUUAGAUCAUGUCAUUCUUGUAAAGAAAAUUUCGAUCUACUUACUUUUCCUGUUUCAUUAAUUUGUUUUUUUUCGAUGGAAAUCUUGUAAAUGAUUCGCACAACUGACUGCACCCCGGUGUUUGGCGCGAGGAAAGAAGCGCUAGUUCUGGGGAUUUUAGGUGUUAAUUUUAUUUUUUGCUUUUCAAAAUUUAAAAGACAAUUUCGGAUCCGCAUUAUACGAUCUGUUCUUUAAAUUUCA